CUCAGAUCUAGGAGGUUCCUUGAAGGUUUUAAGCCACGUAUACCGUAUGUCUAGUAUCUGAAUGCACCUGGUUCUAAUCUCGGUAUUACAAAAAAUCCUAGAGCGUUUUUCAAGCCACUUCGAAGGUGAGAGGGGAGGAAAAGAUGGGAGCAAAUAUUGUACUACCUACUAGGGGUCAAAACUUCGACUAGAGACCGGAGGUUGCCAGGGUUUAGAUGCUCAUCCCCUGGAAGCUAGCCGGUUUUUAAACCGGAGUUCAGUGCACCACUGCACAUGUGUUUCGAGUCUUGACACGAUGCAGGCACGAUGCCCAGGAAAGAAAAUCUUGCUAGGAUCAUGGAUGUAUUACUUCUGCGUCUUUGACCAAAACACGUUCUAAAACCAGAGUUGCCACCCCGUGCUUCACAUGCCGAACCGCAUGCAAGCUAGAAAAGGAGUCCCGGGGCCGAAGGAGGCUUUCAAUGAAAUCUGUGCGUGAAACAUGACCUUACCAUGUAGCGAGCGUUGCCGAGUAAACUAUGUGCCUCAGGUCUGUGCAGAGGUCGAAGUACCAACUAUUUUACCAGGUCAGCUAGAAGCCCAUCCGUUUUAGCAAAGCUGGGGGUUAUGAUGAGACCGCGGCAUUGCCCCACGUUGGACUCAUCCCUUUGCACCCAUGAGCCUGCUAGUAAUUGAGCUCAAGGGUGCCAGGCUCCGUUUUCUGAUCUGCCUUUACUGCCUUAUGACUGUCCUAUUGAGUUUCACCGCACUUCAGGUGAUAGUACCCACUUUCCAGGAUUGCAAUGCAAAAAGGCAGAUUGGCAUCCGCGCAACGGAUUCUAGUGGCCCGCGCUGCGCGAAUGAGCUGUCAGACGCACUGGCGAAAGUUGCAGACCAGGUGGACAAGCUUGAAGGGGUGGUCCUUCAGUUUGAAAGUGAGACACAGGCAGCAACUAAAAAGAUUGGCCGGCGGAGCAACUUCGAGCAAGUCAUCAAUGGAGUGGCCCACGACGUGAAGGUGUUGAGAGCAGAGCGGCCAGUGAGCUUGUUCCUGGGGGGUCGCGUUGUCAUGUGUUGGGUUGACUUCUUCCAGCAAUACUUUUACCUUGACUCCCGGGACCGGGGCUUGACACCGCACCUGUGUGGGGGCACUGUGUGGGAGCAUGAAAUCACAAGGACUGUCAAGAGAAUUGUGCGCUCAGGCCAGCGAGUGGUGGACAUAGGAGCUUGCAUGGGGUGGUGUACCGCCGUCUUUGCGGGUGCGGUAGGGGAGACCGGGAAGGUGCUUGCGGUAGAAGCAAACCCUCGGCUCAGCGACAUGCUCGCUCGCACAAUGCAGGAGCAUCCACAUGUUCGGGUAGUGAACAAGGCGGUUGGGAGCCAGGACGACACACAGGUCUUUGUGGAGAACAAGAUGACGUAUUGCCCUGGGAACAGGGUUGUGAGGGAAGCAAAUGCAAGCCUUGAGCCGGUGGAGUACGUGAAAUUGGAUACACUGCUUUUAAAUGAAGGGUGGGACCGUGUGGAUGUGAUCAAAAUCGAUGUGGAUGGCCAUGAGUGGCGGGUAUGGGAGGGGAUGCAGGAGACGCUGUUGGAGAACCCUGAUCUUGAGCUACUCCUUGAGAUCAAUUUUCAACGAGAUAGGGUGAAUAGGAUCGAUUCAAAGCUGUAUUAUGAAGCCUUGAGGAGCAAAUUUGAAAACAUGUUCAUCAUAAGGAGAGAGGAUGGUUUGUUGAUGCAAACGAGUCCAUCAGAGCUGCUUGAAUCGUUUGGUAACGUCAAUCUAUAUUUAAAAAAUAAGUAG
This is a messenger RNA of Klebsormidium nitens, 1783 nucleotides long. The record is from the annotation of a GenBank genome assembly. NCBI's taxonomy places the organism in Eukaryota, Viridiplantae, Streptophyta, Klebsormidiophyceae, Klebsormidiales, Klebsormidiaceae.